AUGCCGCGUGAGGUUCAGCUCAAACGCGCGGUAGUGAACGUACAGUCGCAGGACAAUGCGUGUUUUGCGUGGGCAGUGGUUGCCGCGUUGUAUCCUAGUGCUUCACAUUCUGAACAAAAAUCACAGUAUCCCGCGUAUGCGAGUGUGUUGAAUUUUGAUAGAAUAAAGUUUCCAAUGACAUUGCACCAAAUCGCGCGUUUCGAACGCAACAUCAAUGUGUCCGUAAACGUGUUUACGGCGGCGGAACAGGGACAUGGAUACGUGCCGCUGUAUCUUACAUCGAACAAGGACAAGCAUGUGAAUCUGUUGUAUGUUCCCGAUCAACGCGAUGGACACUUGGGACACUUUGCAUGCCUACACUACUUCCACACAAGCGAGAAUCUAGCGCAACACACCGUGGACUGUGAACGAUUGAACAACAGCGCAGUGGUUCUCCCCGCUGGAGGAAAGAACCGUUUGAAAUUCAAAAAUUACAACAACAAGGAACGGGUUCCAAUGGUGGUGUACGCCGACUUAGAGUGCGUACUUGAAAAACAGGACGAAAAGCAGGAUACAUCAAGCGCGCAUAAGUACCAAAAACAGUGUGUUCAGCAUCGGUUAUUACGCCAGCUGCGAGCACAUAGAUACAUCGGAUACAAAUCUCAUAGAGGCGAGAACUGUGUGCAGUGGUUCUUGAAUAAAUUCCACGAUCUCGCGAAACGUUCGAAGACUUUGUUCGCGGCAAAUGUACCAAUGGCGAAUCUCACACCGGCGGAGAUCAAGCGGUUUAAGAACGCUAAGUGUUGCCACGUUUGCAAACAGCCGUUUGAGCGAGAUCCCAGUAGAGUGCGCGACCACUGUCAUCUAACGAGGCGCUUUAGAGGACCCGCACACUUCGCGUGCAAUCUGAAUUACAAACAAAUCUACGUUGUUCCCGUUGUGUUCCACAACUUGUCCGGAUAUGACUCGCAUUUUAUUAUCAAGAAUGUGGUCACCGCUUUCGAGGGUGAGAUCAAUGUGCUACCCGUGACGAAAGAGACCUAUAUAUCGUUCACAAAACAUGUGAACAAUACGCGAGACGAAGACAAUCAGAGGUGCGUGCAACUGCGAUUCAUCGAUUCUUACAAAUUUCUGAGCACAAGCUUAGAAAAACUCGCGUCAUAUCUCGGAAAAAACGAACUGCGUGUGACUCGAAAGGAAUUCAGAGAUCUCUCCACCAAGGACUUUGAACUGCUUACGCGAAAAGGUGUGUUUCCAUACGAAUAUGUGGACAGCGUCGACAAAUUGUUGGAAACAAGUUUGCCACCGCGCGAGGCGUUUAACAGUUUGCCGACUGACAAGACUGUGACGGGGAGCAAGUACGCGCACGCGACGAAUGUAUGGCAACGAUUCAACAUCGAAAAUCUGGGAUCGUACAGCGACUUGUAUCUGAAGACGGACGUACUUUUGCUGGCCGAUGUAUUGGAAAACUUUCGUCGCGAGUGCCUUGAGAGUUACGGACUGGAUCCCGCGCACUACUACACAUUGCCGGGGUAUACAUGGGACGCCAUGUUGAAGUACACUCGUGUGACAUUCAAGCUGCUGACCGACAUCGACAUAGUGAUGUUCGUGGAACGCGGCAUACGCGGCGGUCUGAGUCAAUGUUCGAACAGAUACGCCCGCGCAAACAAUAGAUACGCGUGUUCGCAAGAUCCAUCCGAACCGUCGUCGUAUCUGAUGUACUACGACGUCAACAAUCUUUACGGAUAG
Messenger RNA from Pseudomyrmex gracilis, 1728 nucleotides. RefSeq lists its product as uncharacterized. Gene Ontology annotation, biological process: DNA replication. The record is from RefSeq and is a predicted model, not a curated record. The coding region runs from base 1 to 1728 and encodes 575 amino acids. Gene Ontology annotation, molecular function: nucleotide binding; DNA-directed DNA polymerase activity; DNA binding. Lineage: Eukaryota; Metazoa; Arthropoda; Insecta; Hymenoptera; Formicidae. The transcript has 2 exons.